AUGCCUACCUCGAUAGACGCUGCAGCCAUGGCACCGUCAACACUCGAUCUGUUCAUUCUCACCUUCAAUUGCGCCAAAACUUUCAUUAACCCUCCCGUCUUCGCUGCCCAUCUCCAUGGCGCUUUCGCAGCGCAGAAUACGGCGGACCUGCCAGACCUGGUUGUGUUCUCGCUCCAGGAGGUAGCACCGCUCUCCUACGCCUUCAUCGGCUCCUACUUUCUCAACUCCUACUACGCCCGCUUCGGGGAGGCGCUCAACCUCGCAUCGGCAAAGGUACUCGCGACAGCCGACAGCGACGAUGAACGUGCCCCCCUCUCAGCAGCCGCACCUCGCGGGAGGAGUCCACCACAAUACACCCUCGUGCGCGCGAAGAACGUCGGUAUGACGGCCAUUCUCAUGUACGCGCGAGACCCGACCUCCGUACGAAAUAUCGAGGAGGCAGAGUGCGGCUUUGGGGCGGCAGACAUGGGCAACAAGGGCGCCGUCGGGUUGAGGGUGACCUGGAGCGGGCAGGCAGACGAGACGGGGCUGAGCAAAACGACAGAACUCACCUUCCAUCGUCGCCGGCCUGACCUUCGCCAACCCACGAACCCUCCUCCCAGACGACUUCCCCGCCGACCAAGCCGGCCCCACCCUCGACCGCACCGGCGCAGGCGGAAGCUCAUCCCGCCGCCUCCCAACCGGCGACAGUCCCGACCCCCAGCGAAGAAGAACAAGAAGAGCUCUUCUCCUCAGAAGAAGAAGAGGAAAUUAACACACCCCCUCCUCACCCACCCGCAACUCCCCCCCACCACCUCGACCACCACCCUCGCCGCCCUACACUCCCUCUCCAUCUACAAACCCACCUCGCACCUCUUCGUCGCCGGCGACCUCAACUACCGCAUCAGCAACACGACCCCCCCACCCUCCUCCACCUUCCCCUCCUUCGACCCGUCCUCCGAACACCACCACUCCCACUUCCUUCCGCGCGACCAGCUGACGCGGGAGCGCCGCGCGGGCCGCGCCCUGCACGGGCUGGCGGAGGCCCCCGUGCGGUUCGGGCCGACCUACAAAUUCGAUGUGCUGGACGGGGCGGCGGUGCGCGCGGGGCGGGAGGUGGAUGGCGUGCCCGAGGUGCCGUGGCGGUUUGCGCCGCAUCGCUGGCCGGGGUGGUGUGAUCGGGUUUUGUAUCUGGAUGUGCCGCGGUGGGUUUCGGGUCCCUCCAAGCGGGAAGAGGAGAAAGUGCGCGUCCAGGUGGACGCGUACGACGCCCUCCCGCUGAUGGCGUGCAGCGACCACCGCGCCGUGUACUUCCGGGCGCGGGUGCCUGUUCUUGACGCGGAGGAGAUGGCGCCGCCGGCGGGGAUGGAGGCGGACGAGGACGGGUUGGUGGCGGAGGAGAGCGGCGGGAUGGUGGAUCCGCGCGUGCGCAUGCCGGUGCCCGUGGACGUGCAUGCGUGGGAGCGGCGGGCGGCGGGGAGGCGGAAGGAGAUGGUGGUGGGCUGGACGGCGUUGGUGUGGAGUACGAGGGAAGGGGCCGUGUUGUUGGCGACCUUGUUGGCGCUGGGGGUGGGGAGUUGGUGGUUGGACCAGGAGAUUUAA
This is a messenger RNA of Chaetomium globosum CBS 148.51, 1581 nucleotides long. RefSeq lists its product as uncharacterized. Gene Ontology annotation, molecular function: phosphatidylinositol-4,5-bisphosphate 5-phosphatase activity. The coding region runs from base 1 to 1581 and encodes 526 amino acids. The record is from RefSeq and is a predicted model, not a curated record. Gene Ontology annotation, biological process: phosphatidylinositol dephosphorylation. The transcript has 4 exons. Lineage: Eukaryota; Fungi; Ascomycota; Sordariomycetes; Sordariales; Chaetomiaceae.